AUGUUGCUCUCACGCGUCAAAGUCCUCGCCUUGUUGGCUCUCGGUUUCAUCGAUGGCGUCAGUGCCAGGGCCGUAGGAAGGGACAUGCGUCUCCUGAAUGGGAGACAGCAAGACAUUGUCACAUGGGAUGACAAGAGUCUCUUCAUCAACGGCGAGAGACUGAUGAUCUUCAGUGCGGAGUUCCACGCCUUCAGAAUGCCGGUUCCACACCUCUGGCUCGAUAUUCUUCAGAAGAUCAAGGCAGCUGGAUACAACUCGGUCUCUUUCUACGUCAACUGGGGUCUCUUGGAGGCAAAGCCUGGCGAGGUUCGCGCGGAAGGCAUCUUCGCCUUGGAACCCCUUUUCGAGGCUGCUCAGAAGGCUGGCUUGUACCUCUUUGCCCGUCCCGGGCCAUACAUCAACGCCGAGGUCAGUGGUGGUGGUUUCCCGGGCUGGCUGCAGAGAGUCCAAGGUGUUCUACGAUCCGGCGACGAAGCGUACCUGAAGGCCACAGACAACUACACUGCCGCCAUUGGCAAGAUUAUCGCCGAUGCCCAGAUCACCAAUGGCGGUCCCGUCGCCCUCUUCCAGAUGGAGAACGAGUACAACGCAGCGAUCGAGCCCUACCCCUUCCCCGACUACGACUACUGGAAGUAUGUGGACAACCAGUUCCGCAGCGCUGGUGUAGUUGUCCCGUACGUCAACAACGAGGCUUGGCAGCUCGGCGUCAUCACCACCUCGACGCCUGCGAAGGUCGACAUCUACGGUCACGACGCUUACCCGCUUGGUUUCGACUGCUGGAACCCCACCGUCUGGCCUGAGAAUGGUCUCCCUACGGACUGGCUGGCGACAAACAACAAGAUUGCCCCUGAUAGCCCCUACUCUAUCGUCGAGUUCCAAGGUGGUGGCUUCCAGCCGUGGGGCGGAGCUGGUUUCGAAUCUUGCGCUGGUCUGCUGAACCACGAAUUCGAGCGUGUCUUGUACAAGAACAACUAUGCCGUCGGCGUCACAAUCUUCAACGUCUACAUGACCUGGGGUGGAACGAACUGGGGCAACCUUGGUCACUCCGACGGCUACACGUCUUAUGACUACGGAGCGCAGAUCACGGAGGAACGUCUCGUCAAUCGUGAAAAGUACAGCGAGUCAAAACUUCAGGCCAACUUCUUCCACGUCAGCCCUGCUUACCUCGAGGCCGAUCGGUUCAAUUCCUCCCUCGAGUUCACGAACAACGACGCCAUUACUGUCACGCCUGCCACGACCAACACCACCAAGUUCUACAUCUCCAGACACACCAAGUACGACACUUUGGAGACCGUAGCAUACAAGCUCAAGGUCAACACAGUCAAGUUUGGCGAGCUUGAGAUUCCUCAACUUAGUGACAGUCUUUACUUGACUAGAAGAGAUUCGAAGAUCCACGUCAGCGACUACCCCGUAGGCGACAAGAAUUUGGUUUACUCCUCCGCCGAGAUCUUCACCUGGAAGAAGUAUGAAGACAAGACCGUCCUCGUUGUCUACGGCGGUGCCGACGAGCAUCAUGAACUGGCGGUCGAGGGCGACCAGGGCGAUGUGACUGAUGACGACGUCAUCGAAGGCUCUGAUGUAACAAUCGAACAAAAGGACGGCUACACCAUCCUCGGAUGGGCCGUUUCUGACGAGCGCAAGGUCGUCCGCGUCCACAAGGAUCUCUACGUGUAUCUUCUGACCCGCAACGAGGCGUACAACUUCUGGGUUCCGCCCACCGAAGGCGAUAAAGGCACCUCCGACGUGAUCGUCAAGGCCGGAUACCUAGUACGAACUGUCGCGGUUGAUGGCGACAGCUUGAGCAUCUCCGGCGACGUGAAUGCUACAACCCCUAUUGAGGUCAUUGGAGGUGCGCCAGCAUCUUUGAAGACCCUCAACUUCAACGGCAAGUCUCUCGACUUCAAGCAAAACGACCGCGGAGUUGUCACCGCAACUCUCGACUUCAAGACCCCGGAGAUCAAACUCCCUUGCAUCAGUCAACUGGGCUGGAAGUACAUCGACUCGCUCCCUGAACUCAAGUCGGACUACUCGGAUGAGCUUUGGACCGACGCUAACCUUGAGGAGACUUACAACACUGCCAACCCUCUCAAGACACCUACUAGCUUGUAUGGCGGCGACUAUGGCUACCACACAGGCUCACUGCUCUACCGUGGCCACUUCACUGCCAAUGGAGAGGAGAGCGUCUUCGACAUCACUACCCAGGGUGGAAACGCGUUCGGUGCCUCUGUAUGGGUAAACGAUGAGUUUGUUGGUUCAUGGGCCGGCAACGCUGCCUUGGGAAAUUACAACAGUACGUUCCAGCUGCCCAAGUUGACCAAGGACAAGGACUACGUCUUCACCGUCGUCGUCGACCACAUGGGUCUGAACGGCAACUGGGUCAUCAACGAAGAGCAACAGAAGAACCCUCGCGGUAUCCUCAGAUAUAACCUCGCCGGCCACGAGCAGUCUGACAUCAAGUGGAAGAUCACUGGCAACCUGGGUGGCGAGGAUUACGCUGACAGAGAGCGUGGUCCUUUGAACGAGGGUGGUCUUUUCAUCGAGAGACAGGGCUACCACUGGCCCGAGCCACCCUCGGCUUCUUGGAAGGACAGCAAGGGUCCGACUGAGGGUAUCUCUGAAGCUGGUAUCGCGUACUAUUCCGCGACUUUCGAUCUUGACCUGCCUGCUGGCUACGAUAUCCCCAUCUCAUUGACGUUUGCCAACACGACCACUACCGCCUACCGCGCUCAGCUGUUUGUUAACGGAUACCAGUUUGGCAAGUACGUGCACCAUGUCGGUCCUCAAGCGCGGUUCCCCAUCCCCGAGGGUAUUCUCAACUACCAGGGGUCCAACCACCUUGGAGUCACCCUUUGGGCUCACGAGAAGGGCGGAGCUAAGGUUGAUGGACUCAAGUGGGAGGUUGGCAUGGUUAGUGCUACUGGCUUUGGGAAAGUCGAGCCUGCGCCACAGCCUAAGUGGGAGGAGAGAAAAGGGGCGUAUUGA
This is a messenger RNA of Colletotrichum karsti, 2982 nucleotides long. Its product is annotated as beta-galactosidase precursor. The coding region runs from base 1 to 2982 and encodes 993 amino acids. Gene Ontology annotation, cellular component: vacuole. The transcript is spliced from 10 exons. Gene Ontology annotation, biological process: carbohydrate metabolic process. The record is from RefSeq and is a predicted model, not a curated record. Gene Ontology annotation, molecular function: beta-galactosidase activity. NCBI's taxonomy places the organism in Eukaryota, Fungi, Ascomycota, Sordariomycetes, Glomerellales, Glomerellaceae.